AUGGAGCAGGACAUGGGAGGAGAGGCGGAGACGUACUACGGCGGUGAGUUCGACGAUCUGGCGUUCGUCGAAGAGCUCGCGCAGCCGGGCAAAGGUAGCGUCGGCGACGGUGACGCUGCGGGUCAUCUCGUCCGUGUAGACGAGCACGGCCCACUGGGUCUCGGAGAGGGGAGCGGGCUGGCCGGCGGGCGUUGCAAGCAGCUCAUCGUGGCGGUCGAGCGAGAGGGGGCCAUCGAGCUUGGCCACGUCGAGGCCGGCGGCCGAGACGCCGGCCUGAGCGGCCAGCGGGGCGUGGUGGCCCCAUUCGUACCAGGCAUGGUUGACGACGGCGACGCGACUUACGGCGAGCUCGCGCAGGUCAGCUGCCAGAGCCGUCGUCUUCGUGCGCACCGCCCCCAGAAAGGCGUUCCAGCCAUCGGCGACGGCGGGCGCGUGCAGCAGCGCCAGCCCGCCGCACUUGCCGAAGCUCCUCCGCCGAUCUUCGGCUAUCUUUGCGGCGGUCGCGCCUUCCCCGCUAACGCCUUGAAAGAAUACCGUCUAGCAGUAGUCAGCAGCAUUGAGAACAAAUAA
This is a messenger RNA of Grosmannia clavigera kw1407, 570 nucleotides long. RefSeq lists its product as uncharacterized. Bases 1 to 570 code for a protein of 189 amino acids. NCBI's taxonomy places the organism in Eukaryota, Fungi, Ascomycota, Sordariomycetes, Ophiostomatales, Ophiostomataceae. The transcript is spliced from 2 exons. The record is from RefSeq and is a predicted model, not a curated record.